UGUCCGUUCUUCGGUGCUCUUCCCAGUGCGGCGUGUGGUAGCGAAACGUGUGGUAGGCCACGGUGAAGUCAUCAGCUACAAUCUUGCAUUCUCAUCAAGCGUGAAAUUGUGCAGUGCCGUCCGCAACCUACAUUCCUGCAGUGCCGACCGCCGGUGACCAGUUCAGUUAUUGUGAGCAUGGGCACAGAAUUCAAGGAUGUCGACGUGAACAUGGAAGACUCCGGCAACAGCUGCGGAAGCAGCGUCGUCUCGGACUACAGCGGACCGUCGGACCACACCGACUUCGACGGAGAUGGCGUCCAGGUCUCCGACCUGGAGGGCGACGCCGACGAGCUGCGGCUCCCACAGUGCAGCACACCAGACGAGUACGGUGACUGCAUGGCAGACGUGAACUACUUCCUCGAGAUGGAGGAGAGGAUGAAGAACAACAACAGCGGCGUCGGGGACGUGAAGAACAUAGAAUCUCAGCAGCGACUCGCGGUGCUCAGCUUCGAACAGGUCUGUCGCCUGAACGACGUCAUGGACGAGGUGGUGAGCAUCCACGGCCGCGGCAACUUCCCGACGCUCGAGGUCCGUCUGAGGGAUUUGGUGAACGUCGUCCGCAAGAAGCUGGAGAGCGACCCGGCCUCCGGGGGAGCGGGAAUGCGGGUCCGCGAUAUCCGCCUCAACGGCGGCGCCGCGUCCCACGUCCUGGCCACCGAGUCCCAGCCAUACAACGACCUGGAUCUCAUCUUCGGCGUGGAGUUGUCCAACAUGCGCAACUUCGACCGGGUCAAGUCCGCCGUACUCAGUUCUCUCUACGAAAUGUUACCUGAUGGCGUCAGCCGCAAACGCAUGUCCACAUGCAGUCUCAAGGAAGCUUACGUAAGCAAGAUGGUGAAAGUGAAUAGUAGUAAUAACGAUGGUGAUCGCUGGUCCCUCAUCUCCCUCGGUAAUUCCCGCGGUCGCGGCGUCGAGCUGAAGUUCGUCGACAGCAUGCGGCGGCAGUUCGAGUUCUCGGUGGACUCUUUUCAAAUCAUCCUGGACUCUCUUUUGCUCUUUUACGAAUGCAGCGAGCUUCCGAUCAGCGAGAAUUUCUACCCGACCGUGGUGGGGGAGUCCUUCUACGGCGACUUCCAGGAAGCCCUGUACCAUUUACACAAGAAGCUGAUCUCAACGAGACACCCCGAGGAAAUCCGCGGCGGCGGUCUGCUCAAGUAUUGCAAUUUGCUAGUCAAAAACUACAAACCCGCGAAUCCGGACCACAUCAAGAGCCUCCAGAAGUACAUGUGCUCGCGAUUCUUCAUCGACUUCCCCGACAUCAACCAGCAGAGAGGCAAGCUGGAGAAUUACCUGUGGAAUCACUUCGUGGAGCCCGAGGAGGAGGCCCUCAAACACCAGUACCUGAUGCUUUUGCACGACGUCGUGGAGGAGUCCACCGUCUGCUUGAUGGGGCACGAGCGGCGGCAGACCCUCCAGCUGAUAAAGAGCCUCGCUUGGCAGGUCCUCUACCAGGACCAGCAGCGCAUAAUGACCCAGCAGCCGCCGCCCCUCAUGUACGCCAACGGCAUCGUCUACGCUCCCAUCAUCCAGACAAGUUGCUACUGUACGUGUAACACUUGGAUGUCGUGCUGUUCGUCGUGAUGUGUAUAAGUCUGUGCGAGUCGUAUGAAAGCGGGACCACCAGCAUCUUGUCUAUAAAUUGUGUAGAUUUGGUAGCUGUUGUGCGCCGCGCAAAGACUUUGACAAAAUGGUUCCAAUCUCGUACAGACACGAAAUUACCGACUGAGGUUCCCGUUUUCGGAGCCCGUAUAAUAAACUCUCUGAAUGCAGGCUAGACGCGUCGUCUCUAAACUCUACGAAACCAUUCCGAAAUUUUACACACAUUGCUAUUAUUUGUUGAUUUUGUUGCAACAUGAGGCUGAAAGUUCUUUAAAAACAUGUUGACGCAUCGUUGGUGUGUGGCUGUGAGAAACACAUUUAUAAUUGGGUUGUGUACAUGGAGAUUUAGCGAUUGGAGCGUAUUUCUCGAGAGAUGCAGCAGCCUGAAGCGUCCGAUACGUCGCUCAAUUUUACUCAAUAUUGUAAGUCAGAAGGACCCUCUCGGGCUCUCCACCGCCACUCCUAGACCUCUCUUCCUGUUCUGGAACUUUGCCGUAAUGCAUUUUAUACGCAUACUAUAUACGUACAUAUGAAUUUUAGCAUAUUUGUACUUUAAUCACCGACUCUUCUUGUUUGUACACUUUACUUGAUGCUUUAAAGAGAACCGUUUAUUUAUUUUAAGUUUUAUCAGAGCAGUGUUAUGUUACGUCAUUUAUUCCCCUACAUUAUUGUACUUUACAUACUUAUUAUAUUUUAAUAGUGUAUUGAUGUUUAAGUAUUGCAUCGACAUUGGGCCUCUUAUUUAUUGUGUAUUUUAAUUUGUUUGAUGGUUAAAAGUGACCUUCAGGCUGCAUACAUACAUAUUAUAUUUUUUUAGAAAUGCUGCAAUCAGUGCAAACGUCGCCCGGUCGCAAUAAGUAUUAAAAUGUACAUAUUGUAAUAUACAAGUCAUAACUUCAUAUUAAGUGAAUAUUUUCAGAAAUAUGUAUGUAGUUUGUCACAAGUAAAAUUAGCAAAUGUAUGGAUAGAUAAAUCAGAUUUUUAUUUUUUAGAUAUUUUAGAGAAAAUUAAAUACUUAAAAAAAAGUUACACUGAGCGUUAAAUUAAAACAAACAAAAAAAAAACACGUAUACGUGAUCAGGCCUAAUUUAAUCGUGUAACGAGCCAGCUCAGUCUGACUAUCUAUAGUUAAUCAUAGACUGCUCGGUGACCUCUUCAAUAUGCCUACGAGUACUUAUGUCGCGAGGGUGACUGACUGAAAAAUUACAUACAUAACAAUAUUGGAUCCCUAGGAUUCGUUUUAAGCUAUCGUCUAUCAUAAAAAUUACAAAAAAAAAAACAAAAUGUCUAUUUUGAUUGAAAUGUAUGUAUGUUAUUAUGGGCUUAAUUGUAUAUUUUUAUUGUUCCAUAGGCCCAGUAAGAAUAAACUAAGGAAAAUGUAAAAACCCAAUAAAAAUCAAUAAAAUGUGUAAACAUUUCUGAAAUCA
This is a messenger RNA of Zophobas morio, 3068 nucleotides long. RefSeq lists its product as uncharacterized. Gene Ontology annotation, biological process: mRNA stabilization. Bases 178 to 1623 code for a protein of 481 amino acids. The record is from RefSeq and is a predicted model, not a curated record. Gene Ontology annotation, molecular function: RNA binding; poly(A) RNA polymerase activity. NCBI's taxonomy places the organism in Eukaryota, Metazoa, Arthropoda, Insecta, Coleoptera, Tenebrionidae. The transcript has 2 exons.